Messenger RNA from Pimephales promelas (fathead minnow), 1552 nucleotides. RefSeq lists its product as uncharacterized. Gene Ontology annotation, biological process: regulation of gene expression. NCBI's taxonomy places the organism in Eukaryota, Metazoa, Chordata, Actinopteri, Cypriniformes, Leuciscidae. Gene Ontology annotation, cellular component: nucleus. The record is from RefSeq and is a predicted model, not a curated record.
UUUUGGUCUGGUGGUGUGAUGUCAUAAGGCUGCGCCUUAUCCCAGUGUCUGAUUUGGCUGAAGAAAGAAAAACACCUGGUGAAGUGACUGAGAUCCGUGUAAAACACUAUUAUAAAAAUGCUGUUUAUUAAAGAGGAGAGUGAAGACAUGAAGAUUGAAGAAGUAUUCAGUGUGAAACAAGAAGAAACUGAGGAACAAACAGACCUAAUGGCACUGAAAGAGGAGAGGGAAGAACUCAAUGCAGAAAAAGAUCAAUAUGAGAAUCUUGAUGAUUUUAUUCCUGGAGAAAAAUCUUUGAAAUGCUCACAGACUGAAAAGACAGGAACUAGAAGUUAUUUUACUUGCAUUCAGUGUGGAAAGAGUUUUAAUCGACAAGGAAACCUCAAAGUCCACAUGAGAAUUCACAAUGGAGCGAAGAGUGGAAAGAGUUUCAAUCAAGACGAAAGCCUUAAAGUUCGAUCGAGAGUUAACACUGGAAAGAGUCCCUUCCCAUGCCAACACUUUGAACACAGUUUCACUGAUAAAGGUAGUCUUACGAGGCACAAGAGAAUUCACACUGGAAAGAAGCUUUUCCCAUGCCCUCAGUGUGGAAAGAGAUUCAGUCAACAUGGAAAAUUUGAAGUCCACAUGAGAAUUCACACUGGAGAGAAACCUUUCACCUGCCAACAGUGUGGAAAAAGUUUCAACAGAAAAGGAAACCUUAAUUAUCACAUGCGAGUUCACACCAGAGAGAGACCUUUCACUUGCAAACAGUGUGGAAAAGGUUUCAACAGAAAAGGACACCUUAAUGACCACACGAGAGUUCACACUAGAGAGAGCCCUUUCACUUGCAAACAGUGUGGAAGAAGUUUCACUCUUGAAGGAAGCCUUAACAGGCACAUGAGAAUUCACACUGGAGAAAAGCCUUACACAUGCCAACAGUGUGGGUGGAGAUUUGCUCGACAUGGAAACCUUAACAGGCACAUGAGAACUCACACUGGGGAGAGCCCUUAUAUAUGUCCUCAAUGUGGAAAGAGAUUUUCUCAACAUGGAAGCCUUACUGUCCACAUGAAAACUCACACUGGGGAGACCCCUUUUACGUGCCCACAGUGUGGAAAAAGUUUCACUUGUAAAAUAAGUCUUGUCAGGCACAUAAGAAUUCACACUGGAGAAAAGCCUUACACGUGCCCUCAGUGUGGAAAAAGUUUCACUUGUAAAAUAAGUCUUGUCAGGCACAUAAGAAUUCACACUGGAGAGAAGCCUUACACCUGUCAACAGUGUGGAAAGAGUUUCACUCAAAAAGAACACCUUGAAGGCCACACAAGGAUUCACCAGAGAAAGAACUAUUAAAUGUCAUAUCAAAGAUUAAAUGAAAAUUUGCUUCUCCCUUGUAAUAGAAGGGUUUUCUGAAUUAUACAUAUGAAGAACCAAUCAAAUUGUAGGAAAAUUAUGUAAUGAAUCAUGUCACCUGCCAUGCUCCUAUUCUAUAAAAUCUCUUGUAUUCUUGGUGGGAUUCUCUCUGAAAUUGGUCUGAGAUCCUCUGGCCGUGAUGAUUAAAGCAUAUUCAAAGGCA